AGGGAGAAACAAGGUCCAACCAUAUCCCAUGCUGUAUUAUCCAAAUACCAUAUUUUGUGGCUAUCCUUCAAAUCUUCAGAUGGGUGCACAAAUUCUCCAAGCAAGCCCGGUUUUCUCUUCAUCACCAACAAGGAGAAGCAGAGAUAUUCAUCCCCAGUUCAGCCAUGAAUGACACAGUGGACAAGCUGGUGAUCUUCCUGGCAAAGAGGGAUGGCAUUGACAAGCUUGUCAAGACCUUCCAGUAUGUCUCCAAGCUCGUUCACUGGCACGUGGAGUCCACCAACCCGGACGUAGCUCGCAGGGCCAAGCAGUGGGAAGUGGCCUCUGGGCUCAGCCGGAAGGCCUUCAGGAGUGGCCGGUUUCUCACUGGAUUCAACGCCCUCAGGCGAAGCCCUGGCUCGACGCCAACUCUCCGGUCUCUUGCUGUUCUUGCCAAUGCAGGGGAGAUGAUCUACUUCUUCUUCGACCACUUCCUUUGGUUGUCGAGAAUUGGAGUGCUGGAUGCAAAGCUUGCCAGAAGAAUGAGCUUCAUCUCAGCAUUUGGUGAGUCUUUUGGCUACAUAUUCUUCAUAAUAUCUGAUCUUAUCCUGAUCGGAAAGGGCCUCAAGGCCGAGAGAAAGCUCCUUGCCUCGACAGAGGAGUCGGCAACCGAUGAUGCCAAGAAUAGUAUCAAGAAUAUCAGAGUUGACAGGAUAAUGAGGUUGAUGGCAACAGCUGCCAAUUUAGCAGACUUGUUCAUUGGAAUUGCAGAUAUCGAACCCAACCCUUUCUGCAACCAUGCCGUCACGCUUGGAAUAAGCGGUCUGGUCUCUGCAUGGGCAGGCUGGUAUAGAAACUGGCCUUCAUGAAGAAUAUCCCAGUAAUACUCAAAUGUUUAUUAGGCGAUUUCAGCACUGGAAAACUGCAAAAAACAUGUAAAACGGUAGUCACUCUGUUCUUAUACCAAAGAACAAACAGUUGGUGGGCAUUAUUCUUAGUACUGAGAUACAUGCAUAAACGUAAACACUGUUUUGAGUCAGACAUCUUGCUGGCAAGAUCAUUAUGCGCGAGUAGCUAACUCAUCAACGUGACAUUGUUAAUUGAAGCUGAAUUGGAAUCACUCGUCUAGAUUGGUUCUGAUCAACACUCUUUAACAGUUAUGCAAGUGCUUUACUCUUACAUACAGCUAAAGAUGGAUCUUUUCAACUU
This is a messenger RNA of Diospyros lotus (date-plum), 1188 nucleotides long. Its product is annotated as peroxisomal membrane protein 11-4. The record is from RefSeq and is a predicted model, not a curated record. Gene Ontology annotation, biological process: peroxisome fission; regulation of peroxisome size. The coding region runs from base 165 to 848 and encodes 227 amino acids. The transcript has a single exon. Gene Ontology annotation, cellular component: peroxisomal membrane. Lineage: Eukaryota; Viridiplantae; Streptophyta; Magnoliopsida; Ericales; Ebenaceae.